CUUCAAUAGUCAGAAUCUUGUAUUUAUUUUUAUUCAGAUAAUGUGUAUUUUUCUUGUUUAUAGGUUAAUGUGAAAUUUAAUUUUCAUCAUAAUACUACUCGCUUUCUCAUACAUCUUUUCAUUAAAAAAUAUUCAUUAGAUAUAUAGUAUUCGCUAAAAGCUUUUAUUAGUCAUUACCUUUUAUUCUAACGUAAUCAUGCCAAAGAGAUCUCGAUCUGCUUUUUAUAAAAGAAUAAAUACAGAAUUAUCUAAAAAUUUAUCUUUAGUUUCUCAAAUAACUGAAGAGAGAAAUGAGAUAACUGAAGAGAGAAUAAAUAAUGAUAUAAUUAGUAAAGACAUUAUUGUGAAACUGUGCCACUAUCACAAUUUAAUAAUAUUAUUGAAGAAAAUGUUGAAGAACAGUUGGGCAGAGACAUACCAGAGAAUGAUUCGUAUUCUGUAAAUGAUGUUAUCGAUCCAUGCAAUAAGCAAUUAAUAAAUGAAAAAAAUACUGCUUCAAUCUCAAGUUUACCUUUUGAAAGUAAUUUAAAAUACUGGGCACUGAAACACAAAAUUAAUCAUUCAGCUCUUUCUGAUCUUUUAAUAUUACUAAAAACAAGUGACAUUGAUUCAAAUAAUUUGCCUUUAGAUGCUAGAACUCUUUUAUCUACUCCUAGGUCUUUAGAAAUUCAAAAAAUAGAACCAGGAAUAUAUUAUCAUUUUGGCCUUUCUGAAGCAAUAAGAACACUUUACAAAGAUAACAAUUCAAACAUAAUCGAAGUAUUGAUAAAUAUCGAUGGUCUACCUUUGAGCAAAAGUUCAAGUAGCCAGAUAUAUCCAAUAUUAUGUAGUUUAUAUUCAAAUCCUACAAAGAUAGCUGCUGUAGGAAUUUAUCAUGGCUAUGGAAAGCCAGCAAAUGCUAAUAAAUUCUUAUUGCAAUUUGUCAAUGAAGCAAUAGAUCUAACAGUAAACAGUAUCAAUAUUAAUGGAAGUAAAAAACAAUUUAAAAUUAAAGGAUUUAUUUGCGAUGCUCCUGCUAAAUCGUUUAUUUGUUACAUAAAAGGCCAUACAGGUUUUUAUUCUUGCACAAAAUGUUUUCAAAAGGGAACAUACUUGAAAGGUCGAAUUUGUUUUCCUAAAAUUAAUUGUACAAAAAGAACAGGUCAAAAUUUUCAAAAUAAAAAUCAGAUUCAACAUCAUUCUGGUACUUCUUGUAUAAAAACAAUUCCAGGAAUUGAUAUGGUUUCUCACGUGCCAUUGGAAUAUAUGCAUCUCAUUUGCUUAGGUGUCAUGAAAAAAUUGUUGAUGAUGUGGAUUUUUGGAAAGCCACAAAUAAAAAUAAAAUCUGAAAAAAUUAAUAAGAUUGAUAGGCAAUUAUUAUUAAUAGUUAAAAAUACACCAAAUGAAUUUGCUCGAAAACCACGUUCUUUGGGUGAAAUCAAGAGAUGGAAGGCAACUGAAUUAAGAUACUUUUUGUUAUAUGCAGGAUCAGUUGUCUUAAAAGGAAAUAUUGAAAAUGACAGAUAUAUAAAUUUUCUUUGCCUACACAUUGCUGUGACAAUUUUUUCGAAUGAUGAAUAUAUCCAGAAAUAUGCAGAUUAUGCACAUGCAUUACUUAAAUGUUUUGUUAAAAAUUUUGGUAAAUUAUAUGGAAAAGAAAAUAUAUCUCAUAAUAUACAUGGUUUAAUUCAUACAUAUGAUGACAUACAAACGUUUGGAAAUUUCAAUAAAUAUAGCGCAUUUCCAUUCGAAAAUUUCCUUCAAACUUUGAAGAAUUUACUUAGAAAACAUGAAAAACCGUUACAACAAAUUGUAUCACGGAUAAAAGAAUUAGAACAAGAGCUAGAUUCCAUAGAAGUCAAUAAAAAAAGGCUGUGUGAGCGAGAACAUGUUAAAGGUCCAGUUCCUAAUCAAAGUUAUACUCAAAAAAUUAAUCUUUGGAAAAUUUAGUUUCAGUAUUGAAAACCUUGCCGACUCAUUUUGUUAUUUAACAAGUGGACAUAUCAUGAAAAUAGAAAAUAUUUUAGUAAGGAAAACUACUUAUGUGUAUGGAAAAAUAUUUCUCGAAACAAAUAAUUUAUUUGAUUAUCCUUGUGACUCAAGUACUUUUGACAAAUAAUUUGAGUGAAUAUUGUAUACGAAGCGUAGAAGAUAUAAAAAAUAAGAUGAUAGCCUUUAUUCAAGAAGAAGGCUUCAUAUUUUAUCCACUUCUUCAUUAGAAUUGUUAUUAAUUGUUAUUAUUAACCUUUACAAUUCUAUAAUUUACAUCAGUAUUUUAAAUAUAUCACGGCAAUGAGUUGGAGGGUAGUGCAUUUCAUUAAAGACAAUACAGUAGAAGCCGGACCGGCACUUUGGGUAAAGGACAUUAAUGGAUGUUUUUGGCCGCCAUGUAGUGGAUUAAAAUUAAAAAAUUUGAUAAAAAAUUGCGUCCCACCUGGUCAUGAUUGGGAUCUUCAUCAAUCAAGGUUAAUUGGUGAAUUAUAUGGAGAUCUGAAUGUUGCAAAAAAUAAAGCAGCUCAAGCUGAAGAAACUUCUGAUUUAGCAUCGGAAAAUGAAGGAAGUAAAAGGAAAAUUAAAAGAAAAAGAUUUACAUCUGGUUCAGAUUCAGAAUCAAGACCGAUUACUGUCAAUACUUUUACUAAAAGAAAGAGUAAUAUACAUAAAGACAGCGAAGAAAGCGAAGAAAGUGACGAAAGCGAUACAGAUAAUGAAAUAAACGUUCCAAUUUUAAAGAAGACCACCAAAGAUGAAGCCUACAAAAGACAGGUAUUAAGAAUGCUAUCGAUUCUCAAUUAUAAGAUGGAUCAAGUAACAGAAGAUUUAAAUAUAUUCAAGAUGAAUAAUAUUGUGGAAAAAGAAGUUCCCAUAAAGGAAUCGUUAUUUGAACAAUUCAAUUUCCCUUUAAGUUCAAUGGAAGAACUUCAUAAUUUAGAAAUUUAUUUGGAAAAUGAAGAAAAAAAGAAAGAAGCUGUAAUAGAACUGUCAAGGUUUGGAGGAACAAAUCCCAAAGUUAUGGUUAAAAGAAUAAUAGAGAAACUUUUCUCUAACGAAUUGGCUAUGCAAUAUUCUUGGAUAGGAUUCAAAAAGAAAGAAAAUUUUUCUAGUUUGAUUAUUUCCCAAGUAAUAAUAAAGUCUGUGAUGACAUUACACACAAACACUACAGCAUCUGAAGUUGAAAGUGCCAUUAAAAUGUGGUUGGUUAAAGCCAAAGAGAGAAUUCAGAAACAACAGCAAAAAUAAUUUAUAUUAACUUUUUUGUUAAAUCACAUCUGGCUUUCAAUCAUGUAAUUUUUUCCCUACGACGGAAACGUGAAAAGUGAAAACUUUUAAGCGACUGUAACAAUUCUAUUUGUCGAAUUUAAACGCGUAAUUUUCACUUUUCACAUUUCCGCUCCUACGAAAAAAUUACAUGAUUGAUACCCUGAAGUUUCUACCUAUAUAUUUUGUACUGAAGUAUUUUUGUUUUUCUUAUGUUACUUUAUGUUUACAUUUUACGAUUCAUUUCAGUGAUAUAAUUUUCUAGUACAAAGUAUUAUAUAUUUUAUUGAGUGUGUCUCAUACAAGGCUUUAAUUUUCUGAUACAUGAUUAUAUACUGAUUUAAUUUUUAUUUUAUAUUAAGACUCAUUCAAUAUUAAUGUUAAUUUUUUUGUUUCAUUAUGUUGCAUUAUAUUUCUACUAUUAUUAACAUAUAAGUA
Nylanderia fulva is the source of this 3675-nucleotide messenger RNA. The record is from RefSeq and is a predicted model, not a curated record. NCBI's taxonomy places the organism in Eukaryota, Metazoa, Arthropoda, Insecta, Hymenoptera, Formicidae.